GCAGCCCAGGCGCCUGGCAGUGACUUACGCCGGGGAUCCUGGGGGAGAGAGAGGGAGCCGAGGCCACUUGCACUGCGUUUCCCGGCGGCGUCCACCCAGGCCUGCGUGUCUGCCGCGGUCGGAGGAGCUCGCGCUGGCGCCCCCUCCCUCUGGCUCUGGCUCACUUCGGGGUUGGCGCAGGUGGGCAAGGCAGGGCACCGCAGCUCUCCGGUUCCCACGAAGCCUCGCUUUCUCGGCCAGGGGGAGGGACCAUCCUAAAAAUAUGUAAAUAUCCAAGCGCUGUCUUAGGCUGGGGCGCCAGCCAAGGUCCCAGCGCCGCCUCGGGGUGUUUUACAUGAAAAUGAGAAGCCUGUCAGGAUCGGCGGCUCUUCACUCGGGGCAGCUCGGUGAUUAGCAGGAGACUGGGCGGCUGUCCUGCUUCCUGCCCUUCCACACCCGUUCUGCGUGUCCGCUUCUGAGCCGCGGUGCCGACGCGCGGGGUCGAUCGGCGGGCUCGGCAUCCUUGGCAGCCAUGGCUCCCGUCGCCGCCUGGGCCAGUAAGUAGGAGCACGCAUGUGGAGGGGGGCACAUGCGUGUCGCCGCCGCACACACCCACUCACCCACACCCACACGCGCGCACACCACCCGGAGCCUCGGAAGGAGGAAGAUUGACGAGGCGCCGCAGUCGCCGGGACAACUGGGCUCUUCCUGGAUUCCGCAGGAGCCCGCCUGCCUUGCCGCAGCUGCUGUCUGCAGAGCCUGCCGCGAUCCCUGUGCUCACGCGCCCCCCAUUCGAACCACGGGAAUGAGGACUGCCUCCCAGGGACUGCAGGGGAGGCCGAGCCAGCCUACGCCGGGGACUGCGGGCCGCACGGCUGAUAGGCCCGGGGGGACACGACUUGGACACUGUCAUCCCCACGCCUCGCGCUGAGCCGCCGGACGCGGUGGGGCUGCGGCCGCCCCUCCGGCUUCCCGGGAGCCGGAUCCCGGGUCAGCCUCGGAGGCCUGGGCUUCCUCAUUUGUUUGGGUCUUUUGUGCCGUGGCUCACAGUUGGCUAAGCACUCCUGCGCUGAAUCGGGCCAUUGUCUGCGCUCCCAUUGCUUUCACGCUGCAAGUCUCGGCGCCCCCACCCCGCCCGCCCCCUCCCCGCCUCCUCCUGGCCAGGGAGCCUCCUAACGUGCCUUUCCCCCCAGGAAUCUGGAAGCUAUAAGCCGGGCGGAUUGCAAAUGAAGUGUAAUGCAUUGUGGGACGUGUGUAAAAUCGGAGCCUUCGCCGUGGGGGUGUGGGGGGGCGUGGGGAGGGCCGGACCCGCAGCUGGCGGUGUAGACGCCGACGAGGAGGGGCUGGGAAAAUGUGCGCAGAGUCCGCCCGGGUCGUGCCCGCCUUAGACGGAUGAAGCAGCGCGCUGCGCCCCGGCGCUGAGGCCCCGAGGAUCGGGGCAGCAGGUCGCCCUCCCCACCAUGAAGAAGACCCGGAGCACAACCUUGCGGCGAGCCUGGCCUAGCUCGGAUUUCUCGGACCGGGCCUCGGACCGCAUGAGGUCCCGCAGCGAGAAGGACUACCGCCUGCACAAGCGCUUCCCCGCGGCCUUCGCGCCCCAGGCUUCGCGGGGCUACAUGACAUCAGGUGAUGUAUCACCAAUCAGUAUGUCUCCCAUCAGUCAAUCUCAGUUUAUUCCACUCGGGGAAAUCCUCUGCUUGGCGAUAUCGGCAAUGAACUCGGCAAGAAAACCUGUCACCCAAGAAGCACUGAUGGAACACCUGACAACUUGUUUUCCAGGUGUUCCAACCCCAAGCCAAGAAAUCCUGCGGCACACAUUGAACACCCUGGUACGGGAGAGGAAGAUCUAUCCCACUCCGGAUGGCUAUUUCAUUGUGACCCCACAGACUUACUUCAUAACUCCUUCCCUCAUAAGAACUAACAGUAAAUGGUACCAUUUGGACGAGAGGAUACCUGACAGGUCUCAGUGUACCUCUCCACAACCUGGAACCAUAACGCCCUCUGCCUCAGGCUGUGUCAGGGAAAGGACAUUGCCCAGAAACCACUGCGACUCUUGCCACUGCUGCCGAGAAGACAUGCACAGCAUGCACGCAUCCACUCUGCAGAGGAAAUCUGCCAAGGACUGCAAAGACCCUUACUGCCCUCCUUCUCUGUGCCAGGUGCCACCCACUGAAAAGAGCAAAAGUACUGUAAAUUUUUCUUAUAAGACAGAAACUCUCUCGAAACCUAAAGAUAGUGAAAAGCAGUCCAAAAAAUUCGGGCUCAAGUUAUUCCGGCUAAGUUUUAAGAAAGACAAGACCAAACAGCUGGCCAACUUUUCUGCCCAGUUUCCUCCAGAGGAGUGGCCGCUGCGCGACGAAGACACGCCCACUACCAUCCCUCGGGAAGUGGAGAUGGAGAUCAUUCGGCGGAUAAACCCGGACUUGACUGUGGAAAAUGUCAUGAGGCACACUGCACUAAUGAAGAAACUUGAAGAAGAGAAAGCGCAUAGGAGUAAAGCAGGAUCCUCUGCCCACCACAGCGGAAGAAGUAAAAAGAGCAGGACGCAUCGAAAGUCCCAUGGGAAGUCUCGGUCACACAGCAAGACGCGGGUGUCCAAAGGAGACCCUUCCGACGGUUCGCAUCUGGACAUUCCUGGUGAAAGAGAGUAUGACUUUUGUGACCCUCUGACCAGGGCGCCCAGGGAGGGCUGCUUCAUCAUCGAGCACAAAGGCGACAACUUCAUCAUGCACAGUAACACGAACGUGAUUGAGUCCCAUUUCCCCAUGACACCAGAAUGGGAUGUGUCCGGUGAAUUGGCCAAAAGGAGAACUGAGAUGCCUUUUCCUGAACCUUCCAGGGGAAGCUCACACUCCAAAGUGCACCGAAGCCACAGCCAUACCCAGGACCGAAGGUCCAGGAAUGAGAGACCCAGCAAAGCCAAGGAGAGGUCCAGAUCCAUGGAUAACUCCAAAGGCCCCCUGGGCGCUUCUUCUCUAGGCACACCCGAAGACCUGGCCGAAGGCUGUAGCCAGGACGACCAGACCCCCAGCCAGUCCUACAUCGAUGACAGUACUUUAAGGCCUGCUCAGGCUGUUGGUCAUCAAAGGGCUCUCCUUUCAUCCGCAAGCUAUAAAGAGGUAUGUAUUCCAGAAAUAGUUGGUGGCAGCAAGGAGCUUUCCAGUGCUUGUAGCCUCUUGGAGCCAGGCAAACCACCCGAGAGUUUGCCACCCUACGGGGAACUCAGCACCUGUCCAACCAAAACAGCCGCUGAUGACUAUUUCCAGUGCAACACUUCUAGUGAGACGGUACUCACCGCACCGUCGCCUCUGGGGAAGAAUAAGGAGGACCAUGCCACUCUGACCCUGGCAGAAGGCAUGAAAAAGCUGUCUCCCUCUGAUAGGCAGGCCCCGCAUUCCUCCAGGGAACCUGUCAGCCACAAGGAGGAGUCACCAAAAGGGUCAGGGGGGGGCCCUGCUGCUUCGGGUGGAGUGGCUGAAGGCAUUGCCAACGGACGCCUGGUCCAGCACCACGGUGCAGAACCCAGCAGCCUGGACAAGAGGAAAGAGAUAUUCAACAAAGACACACUGUUCAAGCCUCUUCACAGCACCUUGUCUGUAAACAGCUAUCACAAGUCAAGCCUGUCCCUCCUCAAAUCGCACCCGAAGACCCCUGCUGACACACUGCCAGGCCGAUGCGAGAAACUGGAACCGUCCCUGGGGACCUCGGCAGCACAAGCCAUGCCAGCUUCCCAGCGUCAGCAGGAGUCUGGAGGGAACCAGGAAGCCUCUUUUGACUAUUACAAUGUCUCCGAUGACGACGACUCUGAGGAAGGGGCAAACAAAAACGCUGAGGAGGAGAAAAAUAGAGAUGAUGUAGGCACCAUGCAGUGGCUUCUUGAGAGGGAGAAGGAAAGAGACUUGCAGAGGAAGUUUGAGAAGAACCUCACCCUCCUCACCCCAAAAGAAACUGACAGCAGCAGCAACCAGAGAGCCACCCAUUCAGCCCGGCUCGACAGCAUGGAUAGCAGCAGCAUCACCGUGGACAGUGGAUUCAACUCCCCACGUACUCGGGAGAGCCUGGCUUCCAACACAUCAAGCAUUGUUGAGAGUAACCGUCGUCAGAAUCCCGCUCUGAGUCCAGCCCACGGUGUAGCUGGGUCAGCCUUCAACUUCCGUGCGAGUACAGACCCCCCGACCAGCGAAGCUGAGAAAUUACAGAAACCUUCCAACUGCUUGCAAGCUUCUGUGACUAGUGUGUGAUAGUCCUUCUGCCUCAGAUCUUCUGUCUCAUUCAAUACAGCAAAGUUUACGACACUGGGACUGAUGUUUACAUCUUUGGAAAGACAAGCAUCUCAAGCACAGUUUUCGUGUUUACUUAAACUGUGCAGCUAAGUAGGCUAGGGCAAAAAAAAAAAAAAUCUUUAUUUCAGAGUAUUGCUUUUCACAUUUAUGGCUCUGUAGCAACUGAAUAGCAGUAGGGGUGAUAUGUAUACUUUGGCUUCACUAAUUGUAUCUGAGCACACAUAGGAAAGUCUAGACACUGUAAGUGGAAUAUGCGUUUUCAAUGUCAUGCAGUUGCCAAUUCCAUUUUUAAAAUGCCACAGAUGUGUGUUGCUCCCAGUCUGUGGUUCAGUGGGGCCACGGAACUGAUCUUUGACACUUCCCAAA
This is a messenger RNA of Marmota flaviventris (yellow-bellied marmot), 4628 nucleotides long. It is a transcript of the gene Stox2, whose product is annotated as storkhead box 2. The record is from RefSeq and is a predicted model, not a curated record. Gene Ontology annotation, cellular component: cytoplasm; nucleus. NCBI's taxonomy places the organism in Eukaryota, Metazoa, Chordata, Mammalia, Rodentia, Sciuridae. Gene Ontology annotation, biological process: regulation of transcription by RNA polymerase II. Gene Ontology annotation, molecular function: RNA polymerase II transcription regulatory region sequence-specific DNA binding.